Messenger RNA from Paramormyrops kingsleyae, 865 nucleotides. The record is from RefSeq and is a predicted model, not a curated record. NCBI's taxonomy places the organism in Eukaryota, Metazoa, Chordata, Actinopteri, Osteoglossiformes, Mormyridae.
AUGGUAACUGGGGGCGCAGACCCUUCUGUGAGGCCGCCGGAUCAAUAUGUGGCUAGUCGUCUAGUGGCCGACCUGCAUGGUCACUGCAUCACAGUGCCAUACGUAGCCAUCUACAAACAGCUGGGCCAGAUCUUGGCCAAGGACACUGGUGCCGUCCUACAGUAUGUGAACAAGCUACUCAACCUGAAGCGGCAGGCACUCAGCCGUCGCCGGCAGAGCCGGGUAGUCCUUGUCAGUCCAGAGGGCGGCCAUCUUCGCUGGCGGAGCGUUGCCGGGCUGCGACGCAAACACACUGGCCGACGAGCACCCAACCCCCCCCUCCCCCCGCUGCUGCACCGGUGGAAGGCUCACGACGGGCCGCUAGUAACCGCCGAGCUCCUCGCCAUCGACACACGGCUGUUUCUCACCAGCGCCUCCGUGGACCAGACUGUGCAGUUGUGGCGUGCAGACGGCCGCUACAUGGGUGCCUUUGGACAGGAACGCGAGUGGGAGGGAUCUGCGGGAGCCCGGGUCUUAUCAGCACCCAAGAGACCCUGGGGCAGCGAGGCAGGCGCGGCAGAGGAGGGAACUGGAGGUGGCCGAUUACAGGGUGGCGAGGCUGCAGCAGAGCCAGCCGGCUCCGGUCAGGGGCCUGGGAAGGGAAGCCAGACGAGGGCCGGCUACAGAGAGGAAGCACUUCCGUGGGACUCAGCUGCUGGGAGCAUUGAGAAAAAUGAACGAUGUCACGGAGAAUUAAAACCCGGCCUGUCGCAUCCUUGUGGCAAAACCCACCAAUGAGAGACAGAAAGCGACGGAGACAGUGACUACAUCCUUUGUUUCUGUAUCAGAUUUUCCUUCCUUUCAUAUUUCACCAAAAACACAACAA